AUUUAAUUAAGAUGAAUCCAAUUCAAUAGGCAUGGUUAAAGAUUUUAUAACCAGUCUCAGCUGUUGUCAAUGAGAAAUUGGCUAAAAGAUCAGGUAGCUAAAUUACACUCAAUAUCAAGGACUUUUGGGUAAGAUCGGUAGAUUUUUCCUUAUUGGACCAAGAGAAUUUGGCUAUCAUCCAACAAAUUAAAUGUUCAUUUACUUUAACAGAAGAGUAUUGUUUGCCACAGCCUUUAUGGGUCAUAAAUACUCAGUAUUGAAGUAGAAAUAUGAAUCUAUAUAUUUAGAGGAUUAACACAUCAAGGAUAUCAUAUGUUAAGACCAAUGAGAGCAGCAGUUUUCUUGGGUCCUAUAGCUGUAUUAGCAGGUCUAUUCAGAUUAGUAUAUUAUUCCUCUGAGAACAGAUCAUACUAGUAAUUGAUCUUAAUGUUAUUCUUAGUCCUGAUAAUUUAGAUUAUGUGAUGAAGAAAGCUACAAAUUCUUUACAUUUCCCAUUGAAUACAUUAAAUCAAAGAUUAUCUGCACAUUAUACAGAAAUUAGCUCAAUUUAUACAGCAGAAAUGAUGAAAAGAGUAUAAAUCAUUAUUUUAUUCAAAAAAUUAGUAUCAUAAAUAACAUGCAAAAAUUAUCAAAGAAAGAUCUACACAAUCUGAACAUGUGAAGAAAACUAAAUAUGCUGAUCCAUCUUAUAAAUAUGUACCAAUGACUCCAGUUCACAUUGAAGAUAUCAAACUCGCUUGAGU
This is a messenger RNA of Paramecium pentaurelia, 743 nucleotides long. Lineage: Eukaryota; Ciliophora; Oligohymenophorea; Peniculida; Parameciidae. The record is from the annotation of a GenBank genome assembly.